AACAAUGAUAUGAUAGAUAUCCACCAACCCCGCUGGAGCGUGCUUUCGACGCUGUCAAAAGCCACGUGAGCGCGCCAUCUGGAUCUUUGACAACCCUGCCUGCAAUUAAACCAUAAACAAAACACAAAUCCGAAGCGAACACCACAACUUUAAAAGCUCCUUGCUUUACCCAGCAACAGCCACAUAGCCCAAAACUCAACCACACCAAACUAAAGAAACAGCCCCAGUUAGAAGAUAUGGCAAUGGUAUCAACAUAUUGCCCACAGUUCAAUGGACUUCGCCGAUCAUGUCCGAAACUCGACAACGCACAACCCCAAUCUUUUCUUCAACACAUCAACUCACAACUCCGUCUCUCCUCUUCUCGCAAACCUUGCAGAGCUGUUAUUGCCAUGGCCGGCUCUGGAAAGAACGGAACAAAAGACUCUAUCACGAAGCUUGUUUCUGACUUAAACAGUGCAAAGUUAGAGACUGAUGUUGAUGUUGUUGUGGCACCUCCCUUUGUCUAUCUUGAUCAGGUGAACGCCACAUUAACCGAUCGAAUUGAGGUGUCUGCCCAGAAUUCUUGGAUUGGAAAAGGAGGGGCUUUCACUGGAGAAAUCAGUGUGGAACAAUUGAAAGAUAUUGGCUGCAAGUGGGUCAUUCUUGGGCAUUCUGAACGCAGACAUGUUAUUGGUGAAGAUGAUCAGUUUAUAGGAAAGAAGGCUGCUUAUGCUUUGAACGAGGGUCUUGGGGUAAUAGCCUGUAUUGGUGAAUUAUUAGAAGAAAGAGAAGCAGGCAAAACUUUUGAUGUAUGUUUCCAGCAACUGAAGUCUUUUGCUGAUGUUGUACCCAGUUGGGACAAUAUAGUUAUUGCUUAUGAGCCUGUAUGGGCCAUUGGAACUGGUAAGGUGGCGACACCCCAGCAAGCUCAGGAAGUACAUGUAGCUGUCCGUGAUUGGCUUAAAAAGAAUGUUUCAGAGGAAGUUGCAUCUAAAACACGUAUCAUAUAUGGAGGUAACUUGGAUACUAUAUCAUUCGUUGUUUUAGAGGAAGUUGCAUCUAAAACACGUAUCAUAUAUGGAGGGUCCGUGAAUGGAAGCAACUGUGUUGAGCUUGCAAAGCAAGAAGAUAUUGAUGGGUUUCUUGUCGGUGGUGCUUCCUUGAAGGGGCCCGAGUUCGCUACAAUUGUCAACUCUGUAAUAUCCAAAAGGGUUGCUGCUUAAAUAUAUAAAGCGGAUUAAAGCAACAAAUAAAGGACAAAGGGAAGCUAGUUCAUGUUGAAGCUUCAUGUAACCUAUGAGUUAGUCUCUUCCAAUGGAGUUUUGAUUACUUAUUGAGUUCCUUUUUCCCCCAAAAUGAUAGGAAAAAUCUGUUGUUUCUCAUGUGCUGCUGAUAGUAGAACUCAAAUUUAGGCUUUACAUGUAAAACAUCCGAAUCUUUCUAACUUGGGUUUUAUGAUAAAGUAUCGAAACUUAUCAACAAAA
Molecule: messenger RNA, 1463 nt
Organism: Durio zibethinus
Lineage: Eukaryota; Viridiplantae; Streptophyta; Magnoliopsida; Malvales; Malvaceae
Source: RefSeq, a predicted model, not a curated record